AUGGCAGAAGUAGCAGAUGAUGUAUCAGUUGAUGAAACGACUGACGAUGAACUUGAUGGAUCAACUGAAGUAGAAACAGCAGCAGACGAGACGGGUGGGUCAACUACAGAAGAGGCAGAUGACACAUCAGUUGAAGAAACGACUGACGAUGAACUUGAUGGAUCAACUGAAGUAGAAACAGCAGCAGACGAGACGGGUGGGUCAAUUACAGAAGAGGCAGAUGACACAUCAGUUGAAGAAACGACUGACGAUGAACUUGAUGGAUCAACUGAAGUAGAAACAGCAGCAGACGAGACGGGUGGGUCAACUACAGAAGAGGCAGAUGACACAUCAGUUGAAGAAACGACUGACGAUGAACUUGAUGGAUCAACUGAAGUAGAAACAGCAGCAGACGAGACGGGUGGGUCAACUACAGAAGAGGCAGAUGACACAUCAGUUGAAGAAACGACUGACGAUGAACUUGAUGGAUCAACUGAACUAGAAACAGCAGCAGACGAGACGGGUGGGUCAACUACAGAAGAGGCAGAUGACACGUCAGUUGAAGAAACGACUGACGAUGAACUUGAUGGAUCAACUGAAGUAGAAACAGCAGCAGACGAGACGGGUGGGUCAAUUACAGAAGAGGCAGAUGACACAUCAGUUGAAGAAACGACUGACGAUGAACUUGAUGGAUCAACUGAACUAGAAACAGCAGCAGACGAGACGGGUGGGUCAGCUACAGAAGAGGCAGAUGACACAUCAGUUGAAGAAACGACUGAUAUUGAACUUGAUACAUCAGCUGAGGAAACAAAAGAUGUGACGACAGCAGAUGAAGCAACCAAUGAAGCGCCAGAAGUGGCGGAUGGAUCAGCUGAAGAAGCAGCUGACGACACGAGUGGAUCGACAACCGAAGAAGAUGCAUCGACGACUGUAGUGCUGGUGAGGAUAUCAGUUGAAGAAGCGACCGAUGAGGUGGCUGAUGGUUCAGCGGAAGAAGCAGCAGAUGAAACGAGUGGGUCGACAACAGAAGAAGAUGAAUCGACAGCAGUAGACAUGGAGGAAAUCGUAGUUGAAGAGGCCACUGAAAAAGUAGCAGAUGGAUCAGCUGAAGAAACAGCAGAUGAUAUCACUGGAUCAGUGGUCAGCGAACUGGUCUCCACACCGGAUGAUGUCUCUGCAGAGGAAGCAAGAGUCGAAGAGGCGAUAGAUGUAACAGUUGAAUUAACAAAAGAGGCUGUUGUGAGCACACUAGAGGACGAUUCUGAAGGUACUGAUGAUAGAGAAGAUGAGGCCUGGAUUGAGCUUGAAACGUCAGAAGCUACGGCAGAGCUAGUUAGAACGGUGAGUGAACUUGAGGCAUACGCUGUGGAACCGAACGAAGAAGAAAUUGGGGAAGAGCUCACCAUAGUGGUAGUAACACUUGAAUCAAAGGAUGAACUUUCAGAAGUGACCUGA
Molecule: messenger RNA, 1434 nt
Organism: Sugiyamaella lignohabitans
Lineage: Eukaryota; Fungi; Ascomycota; Dipodascomycetes; Dipodascales; Trichomonascaceae
Exons: 1
Coding region: 1-1434 (477 amino acids)
Source: RefSeq, a predicted model, not a curated record